Messenger RNA from Argiope bruennichi, 1425 nucleotides. Its product is annotated as nuclear transcription factor Y subunit beta-like. Lineage: Eukaryota; Metazoa; Arthropoda; Arachnida; Araneae; Araneidae. The record is from RefSeq and is a predicted model, not a curated record. The coding region runs from base 265 to 1287 and encodes 340 amino acids. The transcript is spliced from 9 exons.
AUUUUCCAAUUUGAUCACUCAAGGUUGCGUUAUUUUAUUGCAAGAAACGUCAAAUGCGAGAAAUAAUAAUAUUUGAGCUGAUGAAUGUUAGAAACAUUUCAAUUCUAUAUAUCUAGGUUUUCUGAGAAUUUUACUUUAAAUAAAUGCAAAGAAUGCUAAAUUCCAAGAGUGAUGUGUAAGGCUUCUGAUAAAAUCUAACCAAAGUCGCCAUCUUUGUACUGCGAUGCAGAAUGAAAUACUGCUUUGCUCGCAUCUAGAUAACUGAUGUCGGCAAGAGCAAAGAUUUUAGUUCUACCAGGCGCCGUCAUGUCUUUGUGGAAAGUGAACAUCUUGCUAAUAGUUUUCUCCGUGUUUCUUGUAUGCACUUGCCAGCAAUAUGACUUUGGAGCUGAAAUAACAAGGCAAUGCCUUGUUCCAGAUCCUGUAGGUCUUCUAGAUUGCGUAGAAAACAAAGUCACGCUUCCUUAUCUCACCAGUUGGGUUGAUUGCACUAACAGUUUGGGACAAAAUGUGAAGACUUCAGCAGACAUCAUCAAUUACCGUUGCAAAAGUGUCUGGGAAGGAAAAGAAGUAAUACCGGAGGUAUUUUACAUCAAAGACUGCGUUAUUGAGAAAACCGGCCUACCAGCAAAAAAUGUAUCAGCAGAAGUGUUAGGAGCUUACAAGGAAUGCGAAAGCAACUCUAAUUCUCAAGGUCAACAAAGGUCAUUGGGUCAAACUCCUGCUCAGGGUGGUGUGAAGACAGCACCAAUACAACAACAGCAAGUCAGCAUUUCAGCUCCACAAAUUCCAGUGGCUCAGCCUCUUCCAGUCUUUCAAUCACAAGGUGGCGUGAAAACAGUACAAAUUCAGCAGCAACAAUUCAUGCCAGCUCCACAAAUUCAAGUGGCCCGGCCACCAACAAUGUCUCAAGGCGGCGUGAAAACGACCCCAGUUCAGCAGCAGCAAAUCAACACAGCAGCUGGAUACAGACAGCAGCAACCAGUCCCCAGACCACCACCUCAACAGCAACCAGUUUCCCAGCAAUAUUUUAUGAUAUAUCCAAGACCACCUUUACCCGUGCAACAACCAUUUUCAUCUAAUCCUAAUCAAGCAACUCAACAACAAAUUCCUGUCUCAUACACACCUCAACAGCCCAUGACUCAGCAACAAAUGGGCAAGACAUCAUAUUCAUCCCCUGUGCAACAAAUUUCGCAAUAUUCUGUCGAUGUAGCAUCACCAAUGCAACCUGUGCAACAGAUGCCAAGUGGCCCCUAUUAUUAUCAAUUCCAAAUCCGACACUCUUAGAAUUUUUGUUGGAACUGUUUUCAGAUGCAAUUAAGAAAAAUUAGGUUGCAUUUUUAUGUGAAUAAUUAUUUAAACAAAUUCCAAAUUAUUCAGAUAUGCAAUAUCUGCCAUAAAACAGAAGUGUUGUUUCAAUUGGAU